AUGCUUUGGCUUCAAACACAAAAUGUAGCAACUACAGGGACUAUGAAUUUGGGUGGGUCUUUGACACGUCAGACAGAGCAAGAUGUCGUUAUUAGUGAACAAAGUCCUCAUUUGGCAAAUAUUGGAAAAAUGAUUGAGGACCAAGAAAAUAAAAUGAGAGCAAUAUUAAAUGAAGUUUAUUUUGGAAAAGCUCGACAAAUUGUUGGUGAAUUACGUUCUGUUGAGAGCACAACAGAAAUUAAAAGUCGAGAUGAAUUGGUUGAUGAUAUUAAACGAGCAGUUGCAAGUAAAAAAGGAAAAGAUGAAGUAUAA
Meloidogyne enterolobii is the source of this 312-nucleotide messenger RNA. Lineage: Eukaryota; Metazoa; Nematoda; Chromadorea; Rhabditida; Meloidogynidae. The record is from the annotation of a GenBank genome assembly.